Zalophus californianus (California sea lion) is the source of this 2217-nucleotide messenger RNA. RefSeq lists its product as uncharacterized. The coding region runs from base 150 to 872 and encodes 240 amino acids. The transcript is spliced from 3 exons. NCBI's taxonomy places the organism in Eukaryota, Metazoa, Chordata, Mammalia, Carnivora, Otariidae. The record is from RefSeq and is a predicted model, not a curated record.
GUUUCCCGGAGUCUUCAUUAGUUGACUUCUCUGUCCGCUGCUUCCCCCAGCCGGUGGAGCUCACCCCCAAUAAAGGAAGGAAGGGGGUCUUUAUUUUUUUCUAAGGCCGCAAAGAGUCCAGUGUUUACAAGCCUAGAAAUGCUACGGCCAUGUCCAGGCAGAAAGAAAGGCUGAAAUGGAGGACCGACGCCUUCCUUAUAAGGUGUCUCUGGGGAAGAGGUCCAGGAAAGAAGGCCAAAUUGGGAUCAAAGGGGGCUUCACUCUGGACCCAGUGCCCACUUGAGGAUGACAAUGAACUUGGUUUUGCUCACUGGGGCCUGAGCCAGCACCAACCUGGUAGAAAAAGCAACCAUGAAGCCAGAGAGGGAAAAGAGCUCCAGACAGAGAUGAAACCACGCGGAGUAAUGCAGGGAAAGGAGGAGGCAGCAGGUCUCGGAACAAAUGUGGCAGAGAGCAAGACAGGCACUCACAGACAGAGGUUUACAUAUUUUUAUUCAAAAAAUUUUUUAAAUUUGGGGCGUGAUGAAGAAAAGGGAAAAUUCAGAAGAGCGGAGAAGAGAGGGAAUUAUCCGAGUCCCAGCGUGAACGCCCCAGAAGGGGAGAAGACUGGAUACCGCGAGCGAGCAGCGGAUGCCGGAGCAGCACCCGGCGAGGGCUCUGGCUCUGACUCGGCCGGCCGCCGCUGCCCCACACGCUGUGGGCUGGCCCUCGAAGACCCCCCUCGCGGCUGCCAGGGCUUCCGCGCUCUCCUUAUCAUCUCCAUCUUUAUGACAAGGCUUGUUAACAAGACCAGCGAGCUGGCCACGCACAUCUAUCUCAGCCGCUCACGCUCAGCCAAGCAGCGGCUGGCGCGGGGACUGGCGAGGCACUAAUUAAUUGAUUCCUUUGGACAGUAAAAUAUGGCAGUGUCUACACGGAACCCAUAAACAAUAUCUCUGCGGGGUGUGAGUGCAUUGUCUUUCAAAGAAUUUUUCCAUAGGCGUGUGUCAGGUAGUCUCGGAUUUUUAGCUACUAAAGAAAGACCCAAGUGGGACUCAUUUUUCCGGGGCCAAAACAGAGUUCGCUCAGGGUCAGAAAAUGCUUUCAGCUAUUAUUGCCUCUCCGAAAGUGUUAGGAGUGGAUUUUGUUGAGAAAAACAUCGGUUCCAGGGUAAACUUGCCCUGCUACGGGUGUAGAUCUGGCCAGCAUUAAGGAUGCUAACCGCUGCUGAAGAGCUAGGUGGGGUACAAUCCUCUUCCUGGUUAGCUGAGAGGGAGUGGGGCUGCUCUGGGGUUUGAGAGGGACGUAGGAGACCAGGUCCAGCCUUUACUUCAUGAGUCUUUCUCCACUGGAGAUUUUAAAAAUAAAUUUAAAAAAAUUUUAAACCAACUUUGGCUUUCAGGAACCCUGAGUGCCCAGCAUACACCUAGAACUUGCCUUUACCCCAACCUGCCUGUUACACAACUUGCCAGGUCACUGCACUUCCCUCUUCCCUCCCCCGCCUUUCUUAACUGGCAGCCUAGAGUAAGUCUCUAAUAUAUUUAUCUUAGGUCUAGAAGAACAAGUCCUGAGACACAGGGGUAACCUGAUUAUAUAAUGCUCAUUCCAUACAGGCUGUGAUUAUGCAGUCAGACCCUGCUGCAAGCAGGACUUGGGAUACUAAAUAUAGACCCUGACUUCGGCAAGAGAUGUACUAGGGAAAUUGAGUUAGGAGACCACUUAUAUAAAUAAUCCAUAUAGACAUAAGAAGGGGUUUUUAAAAGAUGGAAAUAAUAGAAAGAAAAGAGGCUCAGCCGGUGGCGAUUGUUAUUGCCAAUGCCUGAGCUUCCUUCCUGCUACUGUUUGUAAGAUAGCCAAAUAAAUGUGUACUAUAAAUACAAUAAUAUGUGCGCUCAAAGAAUGUACUGCAAUGUAUUUGGUACGCACACACCAUGUAAACAAACUAAUUUAUAGAACGUAUUUUUUCAUACAUUGGGUAGAUACUCAAUUUGUGUAUAUAUAAUAAUAUGUAUUUUCCAUGCACUUUUUAUGUGGACACAUUAAUAUCUGGAUGCAUUUUCCAUGUAUGAUUUUAUAUACCCUAUGGAAUGGAUACAUCUAUGUAGCUAAAUCGAUGAGGACUGUAUAUUCCCUGUGUAGGAUAUAUAUGCAAGUGUACCGUUUAUGUAAAUGAAUCUUUACAAGUGGUGUUUAUCCAUGCUAUGUGUAACCUUUUCCCAGAAGGUUGCUUUCCCAUAC